UCAUUAGACGCCUUCAGAGGUCUAUUAUAAAAAUAAUUGAUAUUAUGCUUUUAUAGUGUAAAAAGCAUUCGUUAAACACUCACUAAUUUUAGUAAAGCAUAUUUUUGUUUAGCAGUAUUUAUUUAGCAUUGAAAAAUAUACUCGUAUAAAAAUUAAAUUAUUUAAAUACUACAAAAAUGCAUUCGCUCCGUUAUGCUCGCGCAUAUACUCCAACAUUUUUGCGAGCCUUUACUGCAGCCAUGAUGAAUAACAAUGGGAUGGCUACAAAAAUUCGUGCUGGUCCCGUUGUUGACAUUCUCGGCGAUGAAAUGACUCGCAUCAUUUGGUCGUCGAUUAAGGACAAGUUAAUCCUACCUUUCCUCGACAUCGAAUUGCACACAUACGAUCUCGGCAUGGAGAAUCGCGACAAAACCGAUGAUAAAGUCACCGUCGAUUGCGCGGAAGCGAUUAAGAAAUACAAUGUUGGUAUUAAGUGCGCAACUAUCACGCCUGAUGAGAAGCGCGUGGAAGAGUUUAAACUGAAGAAAAUGUGGAAAUCACCCAAUGGUACUAUUCGUAACAUUCUCGGCGGCACAGUGUUCCGUGAAGCGAUCGUUUGUAAGAAUAUUCCACGCCUGGUUUCGGGUUGGGAGAAACCCAUUGUCAUCGGUCGUCAUGCGCACGGUGAUCAAUAUAAGGCUACAGAUUUUGUGGUGCCCGGCCCUGGCACAUUGACACUGACUUUCAAGCCCGCCGAAGGCAACGAAACCAUUUCUCAUGAAGUAUACCAAUACAAAGGCUCCGGCGUCGCAAUGGGCAUGUUUAAUACCGACGAUUCGAUCGUUGAUUUUGCGCACGCUUCCAUGAAGUAUGCUCUCGCAAGAAAAUUGCCGCUCUACUUGAGUACCAAAAACACCAUUCUGAAGAAGUACGAUGGUCGCUUCAAAGACAUAUUUCAAGAAAUCUACGACAAAGAGUACAAGAAAGAUUUUGAGGCUCAAAACAUCUGGUAUGAGCAUCGUCUAAUCGACGAUAUGGUCGCUUAUUGUAUGAAAUCCGAAGGUGGCUUUGUGUGGGCCUGUAAGAACUAUGAUGGUGAUGUACAAUCGGAUUCGGUUGCACAAGGUUUCGGCUCGUUGGGUUUGAUGACAUCAGUGCUGAUCUGCCCGGACGGCAAGACAGUCGAGUCAGAGGCGGCACAUGGUACUGUUACACGUCACUACCGUAUGUAUCAGCAAGGCAAAGAGACAUCAACCAAUCCCAUUGCAUCGAUUUUCGCCUGGACACGUGGUCUAUUGCAUCGCGCAGAAUUGGACAAAAACGAGAGCUUGAAAAAGUUCGCCGAAACGCUGGAGAAGGUGUGCGUUGACACCAUCGAAUCGGGUAGCAUGACCAAGGAUUUGGCUAUUUGUAUCAAGGGCAUGAACAAAGUGCAACGUAGCGACUACUUAGAAACAUUCGAAUUCAUGGAUAAGCUAGCUGAAAAUCUGCAAAAGGCACUUGGGCAAUGACUUUACAAGCGCAAGGCGCGCAUUGCAAAUAAUGAAGGCAACCGUUCGCAUUUGUGAGAUGCAAGUGAUGGUAUUACUGAAGUUAGAUGUUAUACAUUAGAGCAGGGUACCCAGUGUAUGAUCCAUUGUUCACAUAAGCAAAUUGUUUAUAAAUUUAUGUACACCUACAAUAAAGGCUUUUAUAUUUGGUAUUGUGUGUA
Molecule: messenger RNA, 1690 nt
Organism: Rhagoletis zephyria (snowberry fruit fly)
Lineage: Eukaryota; Metazoa; Arthropoda; Insecta; Diptera; Tephritidae
Product: isocitrate dehydrogenase [NADP] cytoplasmic-like
Biological process (GO): isocitrate metabolic process; NADP+ metabolic process
Cellular component (GO): peroxisome; mitochondrion; cytosol
Molecular function (GO): magnesium ion binding; NAD binding; isocitrate dehydrogenase (NADP+) activity
Source: RefSeq, a predicted model, not a curated record